AUGGAGGCCCCACCGAGACCCCGCCCCCGGCCCCGCCUGUCGCCCCGGCCUCGCCGCCCCCGGGCUCGUCCUGGGCUCGCCAUCGAUGGCGGCGGAGCGGGUGGGGCGGCGGCAGGGCCGGGGGUCCCGCCGCGGGGCGGCCCUGGGAGCUCUCCCGGCUCAGGGUCCCCCCGCAGCCCGGGGGUCCAGCGGCGCCCGGCCCGGGCCACCGUCAAGUACAACCGGAGGGAGCUGCAGCGAAGGCUCGACACGGAGCUCUGGAUCGACGGCAGGCUCGGAGAGCUCUACCGGGGAAGGGAGGGUGAGAUGCCGGACGAGCUGAACAUCGACGAGCUCCUGGAGUUGGAGACCGACCAGGAAAGAGCCCAGAAGCUCCAGGGAAUCCUGAGCUCCUGCACUGCCGACACACAGGGCUUCAUCCAGGAGCUCCUCGAGCAGCUCAAGGGGCUCCCGAAGCAGCAACUCCUGCAGAGACCCCCCUCAAGAGGCGCCUGCGACCCCCCAAAAUCUGCCAAAGAGCCUCAGAUCUCCCCAAAACUUGAUUUAAUCCAGUGA
Myiozetetes cayanensis is the source of this 555-nucleotide messenger RNA. Its product is annotated as protein phosphatase 1 regulatory subunit 14A-like. Gene Ontology annotation, molecular function: protein serine/threonine phosphatase inhibitor activity. Lineage: Eukaryota; Metazoa; Chordata; Aves; Passeriformes; Tyrannidae. Gene Ontology annotation, biological process: regulation of phosphorylation. The record is from RefSeq and is a predicted model, not a curated record. Gene Ontology annotation, cellular component: cytoplasm.